Akanthomyces muscarius is the source of this 1173-nucleotide messenger RNA. RefSeq lists its product as uncharacterized. The transcript has a single exon. Lineage: Eukaryota; Fungi; Ascomycota; Sordariomycetes; Hypocreales; Cordycipitaceae. The record is from RefSeq and is a predicted model, not a curated record. The coding region runs from base 1 to 1173 and encodes 390 amino acids.
AUGGGCGAUACCUCUGGAAAUCAUGAGACCGACUGCAUAGCCAAACUCCAAGCAAUACUGACAGAGAGCAUCGCGGCGGGUGUGCCUGGCCUGUCUGCCGCAAUAGCCACGGCCGACGGACAUUGGAACCUGACCGCCGGUUCAGUUGAUGGAGUGGCACCGGUUGAGCCCUCUCACAUCUUUGGCAUCGGCAGCAUCACCAAAGUGUUCGUGGCUGUUGUGGUUUUCCAGCUCAUAGAGGAAGGCAAGCUGCACCUGUCAGACACGGUCGGCAAGGUGCUGAGUCCUGGUCUAUAUCGCGAUAUUGACAAUGCGGCGAGUGCAACCGUGGAGCUCUUGCUGAGCCAUCAUGCGGGCAUUGACAGUUGGGAAGACGAUCCUGUAUGGAUCAGAGAGGGACGCGGCGACAAGCUUGACCCAGCCCACGCUUGGGGCAAGGCGGAGCCCCUGGAGUACAUUCGUCGACCAAGGAGGACGGCUCCAAAUCCAGGCGAAUACGGUUACGCCAACACAAACUACACGCUGCUUGGAUUGAUAAUUGAAAAGGCCACCGGCAACACCGCCGAAAGAGAGAUGCGACGACGGAUCCUGGGCCCAUUGGGCAUGAAACACACGUUUCUCGAGGGAUUCGAGCCGGGCGCAAACGACGUGAGGGUCGCCCCCCGCCGGUAUCACUGGGCCACGGACAAUUUUCGCGAGGAUGCAGGAGUCCCCCCGGCCUUUACGGAGCAUGGCCAACUGAUAGAUUGCACCGGGUCCAACUUGUCAGUGGAGUGGACGGCGGGCGGCAUGGUGUCGUCUGCCUCAGAUCUUGUCAAGCUCGCAAUCGCUCUUCGCGGCGGAACCCUUCUGCACCCUGCAUCCAUGGCUCUGCUGACUGCGUGGACGCCUAUAACGAAGAAUGAGGAUAUGGGACGUGGCAUCUUCCGGAGGAAAGACGGUGCCAAUGAAGCAUGGAUCGGUCACUUCGGUAGUGUCCUCGGCUUCACGGGUGCGCUGUGGUGGAAGGAAAAAGGAGAUGCGGUUAUUGCAGUUAUCGGCAACGUUGGUACCGUGCACUGUGGUAAAGUGCCGUCGAGUGCUGCUCAUGUUGUUGUUGAUACCGACAUGUUGGAGCUUGUAACGAAAUUAUCGGUCGUGUGUAACGAGCGAUUAGGCGCCAGGCGCAUCUAA